This is a messenger RNA of Trichoplusia ni (cabbage looper), 1321 nucleotides long. RefSeq lists its product as uncharacterized. The record is from RefSeq and is a predicted model, not a curated record. The transcript has 3 exons. Lineage: Eukaryota; Metazoa; Arthropoda; Insecta; Lepidoptera; Noctuidae. Bases 707 to 1168 code for a protein of 153 amino acids.
AAAUAAUAUUAUCAUUACAGAAAUAACAAGUUGUAGCUUGUUAAAAAUAAUGCAGAAUGAAUGACUAAAGUUGAGUACUUGUUCAAAACUAAUUAUUUUUAGCAUAUUAAAAUCUGCGAUCCGUUUGGUCAAAUAGAUAUUAAUAAAUUUUUACUUUGGCAAAAAAUCUCACAGACGGUGUUAUUUGUCUACUUUAGAUUUUCAUAUUCUCCUAUCAGCCUAAUAACUAUAAUUCAUAAAAUAUAAUCAUAAUAUAAUUAUAUCUAUAAAAAUGAUAAUCCUUACGAAUUGCUAAAUUAGCAAUGAGUAAAAAAUCAUACGAUGUAACGUGAUCACAUAAAGCGAACUAUUGCAUUACAAUAAGAAUCCCUUAGUCGAUACUUUUUUGGAUUUACACGAGUAUAAUACGUACAUAAUAAAUUGUAUUGUCGUUUAUAAUGUUUGCUUUGAUUGCGAACGUUUUUAAUUAUUCGAGGUAACACUUCACAUUUGCUUAUAAGCAAAGACAUGUUGGUUAGCGAUCAUUACUUUCUAGUGCUGAUAUAAUAUUUGGUUCAAUACCAUACCCCAGCUACUGGUUUUCAGCUAAAAUCUAGAAAGUAAAUCGUUCAACAAAACAAAAGUUUUACUUCUGAAUAUCUUUAGUGUAAGUUUAGUAUACUCGUACUUCAUCGCCACCUAAUUUGCCAGAAUCACACCAGUAAAGAUGUCGGACUGCGAGAGUGACAUCGUUCCCUUCAACAAUGAACGUAAAAUAGAAAGUUCCCAUAAACGGACAACAUCGACAGGCAAACGCAAGACACCCACAAAAUCUGCUAUUAUAAGCAAAAAAAACAAGACAGAUAUAUUCGGGCUCCGACAUGAACGGAACGAUGAAUGUGAUGGCUCGUCAACGCCUGUGUUGUCUACGUUCUUCGUUACAAGAUUAGCAAACGGCAACGAGCGCCGGACUGCAAACACCUCCGGCGAGUACUAUAUUGACCUCAAGGUGUAUCAAACUAAUGACGCUCGUGAAACAGACUCUCAAGAACUAUGGAGGAAAGCGCUACUUCGAUUAAAACUCCAGACUGACGGUGACACCAUCCAGUGGCGGAAACUCCAAGCGUUCGUGCAGUCUGCAGAUGAGCUGUUUAUGAAGCCGCCAACGUUUUUUUCGUCUAAUGCAUAAGAUCAAUUACUUGUGUCAUAUUUUAAAUACAAUUUAAUCAAUAUAUUAUUACACUUUUAGUUUGUUUUUUAUUAUGUGCCUUGCGAUGAAAAAGCAUACUGCGUACCAGUCUGUGUUACAGACGAUUGUACCAGUUGUGAGCGCGCAAUAGCA